Messenger RNA from Aricia agestis (brown argus), 1615 nucleotides. RefSeq names its product tRNA pseudouridine synthase A (gene Pus1). Gene Ontology annotation, molecular function: pseudouridine synthase activity; RNA binding. NCBI's taxonomy places the organism in Eukaryota, Metazoa, Arthropoda, Insecta, Lepidoptera, Lycaenidae. The coding region runs from base 101 to 1507 and encodes 468 amino acids. The record is from RefSeq and is a predicted model, not a curated record. The transcript is spliced from 7 exons. Gene Ontology annotation, cellular component: nucleus. Gene Ontology annotation, biological process: tRNA pseudouridine synthesis; mRNA pseudouridine synthesis.
GCGCCAUCAGCAAUGGCAUUACAUAGUAAUUGUGAAUUAUUGUGAUUUUAUUUAUAGUUGUAAAAAUAUUUAUUGUUCAUAGUGAAUAUUUGAAUUAGGUAUGUCAGUUCGAUUAUUUAAUAUUCUUAUCAAGUCGGUGCGGAUUGUGUGUCUAUCAAGACAUAUAAACUUACGAGCAGAUUUAAGGCAGUUUUCCACAAUGGCGGAUGUUGCUUCGGAAAAAAUUGCAAAUAUCACAGAAACUGACAAAGAUGUGGAAAACAAAAUUGAAGAAAUAGUCGGUGACAAGAGCAGAACUAGGUACAACAGACGAAAGCAGAAGCGGAAAUGGGAGGACCCUGAUCCUAACAAAAUUGAUGGAGAAAGUGACGAGAAAAAAUUGUGUGAUAAACCAUUCGAGAGAAUCAAAAAGAAAAAGAUGGCAAUGUUGCUUGGCUACUGCGGAGUCAACUAUUACGGCAUGCAAAGAAAUCCAGGAGUGCCGACGAUUGAGGAGGAUUUGCUUAAAGCGUUACUGGACGCCAAAUACAUCACAGAAGAAGAUUUUGCCAACCAACAGAACGCGCAGUUUCAGAGAAGCUCGCGGACGGAUAAAGGUGUCUCAGCGGCGAGGCAGGUCGUCUCGCUCAAACUACCUCUGGAAGUAGACGUAGAGGAGAUAAACGCGAGAUUACCGCCGUGCAUUAAGGUGUUCAGCGUGAAGCGAGCGACCAACAAGUUCAACUCCAAGUCGAAGUGUAACGCGCGCACGUACAGCUACACCCUGCCCACGUACGUGUUCGAGCCCGCCAUCACGAGGGUGGAAGACAGGAAGGCGUACCGGAUUACGGCCGAGAAACAUUCCAAAGUGAACGAAGUACUGGCGGCCUACAAGGGAACUAAAAACUACCACAACUUCACUGAAAAAAAGUAUUUUCAAGAUCCAUCCGCUUUAAGAUAUAUGAUGAGUUUCACUUUGGAAAGAGUUUUCAUGGAAUCUGAAAUGGAAUUUGCAGAGUUGCUAGUAAAGGGUCAGAGUUUUAUGUUGCAUCAAAUUCGAAAAAUGGUUGGGCUCAUGAUCGCAAUUGUUAGAAACCACACCGAUAUUUCGAUAUUAGACAAAGUGUUUAGUAAAGAAAAGGUUAUGAUCCCUACUGCUCCAGGCUUAGGGCUGGUCCUAGAUAAGGUACAUUACGAACGUUACGGCGCGCGUUAUAAAGAGAGCCACGACACUCUGGAUUGGGAUGACCAGGACGAAGCAGUGCAGAGGUUUAAACAUGAACAGAUCUUUCCUAAUAUAAUCAAAGGUGAAAUCGAAGACAACUCAAUGGGUUUGUGGCUCGAGAAAAUGAAAGGACAUUCUUAUGAGCCGAGUGAUGAAAGUGAAAAGAACGAUGUAAGUGAUACUAAAAAUAUAAAUUCGUUUGAUGACGAUCGGGACGAUGAUAUAGCGCAAAAAGAUUCCGUGCAAGUUUGUGAUGGUGUCGUGUCACUCGAUGGCGAUACACUUAUUGAAAAACAGGAGUAGUAUAAGGUAAAUAUAGUGCGGUCUGUCAGAAAGUAGAGAAUAACUAGAAGCUGAUGUACAAUAUUUUUAGUCCUUAUAAUGAUGUUGUAAUAAAGACUAAUACAUGUA